AUGGUGGAUUUGGAGCUCGACCAGGACAGCCUCGAUGAGCCGCGUUUCGCGGCGAUUCGGGCGCGUUUGGAGGCGGUCUUGCAAGGGCCCGAGCUGGCGGCUCGCCUGGAGGCGGCCUGGGCCGCGCCGACCGCGCGGGUGGUGAGCUUGCAAUCCCACAAACACACCGGGAUUCGCUCCCUGGAGGCGGAGGCGCCGCGGGUGGUGUGGUUUGGAUCGCCGACGCUGACGGAGCGGUUUUGUGGGCUGCAGUUUGACAUCGCCCCGACCGAUUUCUUCCAAGUCAACACCCCGGCGGCGGAGCGCAUGCUCGAGCGGCUGGCGGAGGUGGUGGCGCUUGGGCCGUCGAGCACGCUGUUGGAUUUGUGUUGUGGGGCUGGGACGAUUGGGUUGGUGUUGGCGCGCCACGUCAAAAAGGUCAUCGGCGUCGAGUUGGUGCGGUCGUCCGUCGAAAACGCGGAGCGGAAUGCGCGACGAGAGGGCAUUGCGAACGCCGUCUUUCACGCCGGCGCGGUCGAACGGCUGCUGCCGGGCAUUAUUUACAAUUUAUCCCCAGAGGAUCGCACGGAUAUCAUCGCGAUUUUGGAUCCCCCGAGGGCUGGGGUGAAUAAUAGCGUCUUGAAGUGCAUCCGCGCAACCUCGACGAUUCGCCGUGUGGUCUACAUCUCCUGCGAGCAAAAAGCCCUCGAGCGGGACUGCGCGGGGCUGAUGAAAGGCGAAACAAAGGCCUACCGCGGCGAGCCUUUUGAGGUCACCGCCUCCUUCGGCGUGGAUUUAUUUCCACACACCCAACAUGUCGAAAUGAUUGUCGUGUUAACUCGACGCGAGCCGACGGCGGCGGACACCGAAGCAAACCCGGAGGACCGCGAACCGCCGGAGGAAAGCUCGCAGGUGGGGGAACCAAAUACGGAAUCACCCACAACUAGUUAA
Molecule: messenger RNA, 930 nt
Organism: Phytomonas sp. Hart1
Lineage: Eukaryota; Euglenozoa; Kinetoplastea; Trypanosomatida; Trypanosomatidae
Source: the annotation of a GenBank genome assembly